GGACAGCACAAGACAUGGAGCAUUCAUCACAUUGGCCAGUUUGCUUACAACGCCACCAAUUCCUUCGUACAACAUUUUAUUUUAUUUUAUUUUAUUUUAUUUUUUAAAAGACAGCCUUCUUAAACCUUAUAGCGAUAAAGAUGUGCUUGUCCCCCUAUCACUCAAUUAGCCAAACUCAAGGUUUCCUCAUUGACCUCACCAUUCUCGUAUGACUCUUGUUUGUUUCUCUUUCUCGUUCUUCUCUCUCUCUGUUUUCAAUUGUAUAGGCGCUUUAGACGUCAUUUUAUUUCCAAAUGGAGCGCAUGGGUUCCACUGGGACACUGAAGCGACCAAACAGUGUCCAUGCCACGGCGAGCACGGCUUCACUAUUGCCUGUUGGCAACAUGAGCUCCACAUCCUUAAAUCUCCCUGACGACAGUUUUUCAAAUAAUCCAGAGGAUUAUGACAUCCGUUCACCCAUUGGCUAUGGAUCGUCAGCAAUUGUGUAUAUUGCCUAUUAUAAGCCCUUGAAUAAAAGGGUUGCGAUCAAAGUCAUUGACCUUGAUAUGUUUGAACGGAACCAGAUUGACGAGCUUCGGAGGGAGACUCAGGUUAUGGCAUUAUGUAAACACGCCAAUGUGUUGCGUGUUAACGGAGCUUUUGUGACGGAUAGCAAGUUGUAUAUUAUUACUCCAUACCUCUCUGCAGGAUCAUGCCUAGAUAUUAUGAAGAUAGCUUAUCCUGAUGGAUUCGAGGAAGUCUGUAUUGCUACAAUUUUAAAGCAAGCACUACAAGGACUGGAUUACCUUCAUAAAAAUGGUCAUAUCCACAGAGACGUUAAGGCCGGCAAUUUACUAAUGGAUGAUGAUGGAUCAGUUUUAUUGGCGGACUUUGGUGUUUCAUCGUCACUGAUGGAGACAGGGGACAGACGAGGCAUGCGAAAAACAUUUGUCGGCACUCCUUGCUGGAUGGCACCCGAAGUAAUGGAACAGGCGGGUUACGACUAUAAGGCGGAUAUUUGGAGCUUUGGUAUCACAGCCAUUGAAUUGGCUACAGGACAUGCUCCGUUUGCAAAGUAUCCACCCAUCAAGGUCCUAAUGCUUACUCUCUCAAAUGAUCCCCCUACGCUUGAUCGCGAGUCUACUAAGCAUCGAUACUCAAAAGUAUUUAAAGAGAUGAUUGACAGUUGCCUGCAGAAGGACCCAACAAGGCGACCUUCAGCCGAGAAACUUUUGAGCCAUUCAUUUUUCAAACAGGCUAAAAAGAAGUCAUAUCUCGUUACGGCUUUACUGCACAAUCUUCCGCCUCUCGAGCAAAGAUCCCCUAGAAAGCCGGAGAAAAAGCCCGUCGUACCAGAGAAAGGCAUUUCAUGGAACUUUGAUGAUAACGAUACUGAUACCAAUCCUAUCCAAGAUUCCACUGAGGAUGACUUUGCACGCCGUCCAAAGACUGUCACGUUUGAAACUUUGGCUAGCCGCCCAAUAUCAGUGGUGACAACAGGAUCAACGCCUUCCAUUGAAACACCUGCAGUAGCUGCGAUAGAAAAUAAGACUGCUGAUCCCUUGCUGGAGGAGGCGCCUUCAUCUCAAACCAGCGCUCCGCCAUCAAGCAAUGCUAGCGAUAAACCAGUUAAAAAAUCUAGAUUUGUUGUAGAAGAUACGUCAAUAGCAUCAUCUCCUGCAAUUCCUCAUGCGACAGACGUUCCACCAUCACCUCGGAUCUCCGGCCCUCCAACCCCAAUUGCACCUGUGCCUCAAAUAGGACACAGUCUGCAGGGCCUUGGUGUUUCCCAUGGCGUUAUUGAACAAGGGACUCCGUUGGAAGUGAAGAAGGGACGAUUUAGCGUCAAAGAUACAUCUUCUGGCACAGUGUCGCCACUGCCGUCAAGCAUCAAGACUACGCCAAAUGAGAGCCUCUCGCUUCCUUCUCGUAGCCAGACCUCCUCGCCUGUAGAAGGUGCUCAUGAUGGUGUCCGUAUUGGGGCCCCAUUAGAGCCAACAACACCUUUAGAACGCAAGUCUCGUUUUGAGGUCAAUCAUACUCACAGUGCCCCUGCAUUAAGCACGCUGACAUCAACCAACGGAACAUACACAAAUUCGCCGGCACCAUCAGUAAUUCAUGGCACACCUCUGUCAAGGGAGCCCUCACAAUCAAAAGUUGCAAGCGACACUGGAUUGACAAGAGACAACUCUGCGGCACGUAUCUCUCGAUUCAGUGUCGAGCCAACAUCUACUCAUUCAGAAAAUUCAGUGGGACAUAUAGCUGCUGCAGGUGUAUUAACAGGAACAGGGACGCCAACCCCCUUAAACGGACAAGCAGGCGCUCAAAGUAAACGGAGUCGUUUCCAUGUAACAAAUGUUGAAGGCAGCCGCCCUGCAGGAGAACAAGUUGAUGUAGCAGGAUCAGUGCAUUCUACACCCACGACCUCACCAACAGGAUCGUUGCUGCGCGGCCAACCCGCAUUGCUAGAUGCUCCAGGCGCUCAGGCGAUGUACGGACAUCUUGAUUCACUAUAUCGGCAGAAUGAACAACAACGUAUAAUCCUUACAGAGAUGUUUGCAGGAUUCGGUUUGAAGCCUGGAUCAUUAUCCAGUAGCAAAGCUCCACAUCAUGAGCCGAGCACCAGUGGAUCGGUACACAGACAGGAUUUUGGCUCUGCCCCAAUACCAGUGGAUCGACAGCUUCAUUUAGCGAUGAGAGAGAAUGAGAGUCUACGAAGAGAAAAUGAAGCUUUGAAGCGCGAGCUAGAUCGUUUGCGCCGUGGAGGCUAAUUUGAAUGUAAAUAUAAUUUUCGUUGGGACCAAAUCAUUACAUUACUCGUUGCAUAUUGCAUAGACUAGCU
Molecule: messenger RNA, 2821 nt
Organism: Lobosporangium transversale
Lineage: Eukaryota; Fungi; Mortierellomycota; Mortierellomycetes; Mortierellales; Mortierellaceae
Product: kinase-like domain-containing protein
Exons: 9
Coding region: 294-2750 (818 amino acids)
Biological process (GO): protein phosphorylation
Molecular function (GO): protein kinase activity; ATP binding; protein serine/threonine kinase activator activity
Source: RefSeq, a predicted model, not a curated record